This is a messenger RNA of Myxocyprinus asiaticus (Chinese sucker), 6310 nucleotides long. Its product is annotated as coiled-coil domain-containing protein 43. The transcript has 5 exons. The record is from RefSeq and is a predicted model, not a curated record. Lineage: Eukaryota; Metazoa; Chordata; Actinopteri; Cypriniformes; Catostomidae. Bases 19 to 660 code for a protein of 213 amino acids.
GGACCUCAGUCAGGUAAGAUGGCUGCUCCCAACCAAAUCGCCGGGGAGUUUGAAAACUGGUUGAACGAUCGGCUAGACUUGCUGGAAGUAGACCGAGAAGUUUACGGAGCUUAUAUUCUCGGAGUGCUUCAGGAAGAGGAGAACGAUGAAGAGAAAAAGGAUGCUUUAGAAGGCAUUCUCUCAGCUUUUCUGGAGGAAGACACGCUUAUGGAGGUUUGUCAGCAGAUCUUAAAACAGUGGACUGAGUGCUACAGCAGAUCAAAAUUGAAGGGGAAUCAGUCAGAUGAUGAGGUUCAGGCCAUUGCCAGUAUGAUAGAGAAGCAGGCACAGAUUGUGGUCAAACAGAAGGAGGUGUCAGAGGAGGCCAGGAAAAGGAAAGAGACUCUGUUGGCCCAGUAUGCUAAUGUCACAGAUGAGGAGGAUGAAGAUGACGAGGAAGAGCAAACUGCUGUGGGAAUACCCAGCGACAAAUCCCUUUUUAAAAACACCAACGUCGAGGAAGUUCUGAACCGCCGCAAGCAUCAGCGUGACCAGGCCAAAGAGGACGCACAGAAGAAGAAGGAACAAGACAAGAUGCAACGCGAGAAAGACAAACUGGCCAAGCAGGAGCGCAAGGACAAAGAGAAGAAACGCACACAGAAGGGAGAACGCAAGAGAUAGAGAUGAAAUGCAUCUAAGAAAACUCUUAUGGACUAUACAAUAAGGUUCUUUACAAUAAGUAAGAGAAAAUACAAUGCAACCUCAUCUGACAAUGUAUGCACCCAUAUCUUGGUCCGAUAUUGUUUAUUGGCUUGUACCAAACCAAUCACAAACCAGCAACUGGAUGAGAAUUGUAUAACAAUAAUCCAUUCAUUUAUAACAGGUGCUGACUGCUGUGUUACUUGUUUUAACAUUUACCAGCAGCUUUUGCCUUGACAGACUUUCAUAUAUCCUGUGAACCUGUUUAUUUUUAUAUUUUCUGCAGGCUACUUCUCAGUAGCACUCCAAUGGUUUUUAAUACACAGUAACUCAAGACACAGGAAGCACGCAGGAAAAAUAUUUAUUUAGAUCAAAAGCAUUUUCAAAGCAGCAUGAAACUAUUUGAAGCCUUCUCGUCAUGUAGCAAUAUAUAGAGAGGGCUCGGAGACAACCCAAAGAUGGAGACACAUAAUUCAUUAGGGGAAUUUAUCAACACGUUUAUGUACAAUUAAAGGGAUAGAUCACCCAAAAAUUCUCUCAUCAGUUACUCACCCCUCAUGCCAUCCCAGACUUACUUUCUUCAGCAGAACACAAAGAUUUUUAGAAGGAUAUUUCAGCUCUUUAGGUCCAUUCAAUGCAAGUAAAUGGUGGCCAAAACUUUGAAUCUCCAAAAAUCACAUAAAGGUAGCAUAAAAGUAAUAAAUAUGACUCCAGUGGUUUAAUAUACUGUAAGUCUUCUGAAGUGACGCAAUCACCUAUCACCUAUUAUAUCACAUCUAAGGACAUAGAUUUAACCAAUGGAGUCAUAUAAUUUAAUUUUAUGCUGCCUUUGUGAUUUUCGGAGCUUGAAAGGUCCAUUCACUUGCAUUGUAUGGACCUACAGAGCUACAAAUAUUUUUCAAAAAUCUUUGUGUUCUGCAGCAGAAAGUAAGUCAUACACAUCUGGGAUGGAGUAAAUGAUGAUAUAAUUUUCAUUUUUGGGUGAACUAUCCAUUUAAACGUCCCACAAACAGCUCUUUGUGAAUGUUUGUCUCAGUUGUGUGGUUAAUUUUUAUGAUUUUUAUGCUUUGCAGGACAGUGAACUUCUGUGAUGUCCUUUCAGGCAAGUGAGAAGGGUAAUGAGUGUGUGUGUAUAUAUACAGUUUCCACGCUUAGCACAAACAUAUGGCACUUAGCAGUGGUCAAAAAGGAUUUCCAAAACGGCUUUUGGAUUAUAAACUCAGAGAUGUGGAUUCGAACGGUAAUUAAAUUACCACACGACCUUGGUGUUUGUCAAAAAACAGUAAGUAAUUUGACCGGGAAUUUUCUCGCGGGAAGUGGGAGAAAAACACAGACAUUUCGGACGGCAAUAAAAUCACUGACUUCCCCCUGUAAAUGCUGGAAUUACCUCAUGACCCCAUGUAAAAUAAUUGCUGUCCAAAUAGGGCUGAAGUCUACAGUAACUCAGAUAACUGCACUGUAUAAUUGUGGUGAGAAGAAUAUCAUCUCAGAAUGCUAUUCUGAGACGCGGGUUGGCGCUGUUUUGGCGGCAUGAGGGGGAUCUACACAACAUUAGGCAGAUGGUUUUAAUUUUGUGGCUGAUUGGUGUAUAAUAUCCUGUAUAUAUACAGUUGAAGUCAAAAGUUUACAUACACCUUAGCCAAAUACAUUUAAACUCAGUUUUUCACAAUUCCUAACAUUUAAUCGUAGAAAACAUUCCCUGUCUUAGGUCAGCUAGGAUCACUAUUUUAAGAAUGUGAAUUGUCAAAAUAAUAGUAGAGAAUGAUUUCAGCUUUUAUUUCUUCCACCACAUUCCUAGUGGGUCAGAAGUUUACAUACACAUUGUUAGUAUUUGGUAGCAUUGCCUUUAAAUUGUUUAACUUGUAUCAAACGUUUUGUGUAGCCUUCCACAAGCUUCUCACUAUAAGUUGCUGGAAUUUUGGCCCAUUCCUCUAGACAGAACUGGUGUAACUGAGUCAAGUUUGUAGGCCUCCUUGCUCGCACACGCUUUUUCAGUUCUGCCCGCAAAUUUUCUAUCGGAUUGAGGUCAGGGCUUUGUGAUGGCCACUCCAAUACCUUGACUUUGUUGUCCUUAAGCCAUUUUGCCACAACUUUGGAGGUAUGCUUGGUGUCAUUGUCCAUUUUAUCUUUUUUCUGAUGUCUUGGCUGAUUUCUCUUGAUUUUCCCAUGAUGUCAAGCAAAGUGGCACUGAGUUUGACGGUAGGCCUUAACAUGCAUCCACAGAUACACCUCCAAUUGACUCCAAUUAGCCUACCAGAAGCUAACUGCCUAAAGGCUUGACAUCAUUUUCUGGAAUUUUCCAAGCUGCUUAAUGACACAGUUAAAUUAGUGUAUGUAAACUUCUGACCCACUGUAAUUGUGAUAUAGUCAAUUAAAAGUGAAACUAUCGGUCUGUAAACAAUUGUUGGAAAAAUUACUCAUGUCAUGUACAAAGUAGAUGUCCUAAAGACUUGCCAAAACUAUAGUUUGCUAAUAUAAAAUCUGUGGAGUGAUUAAAAAAAAUUAGGUUUAAUGACUUCAACCUAAGUGUAUGUAAACUUCUGACUUCAACUAUAUAUAUAUAUAUAUAUAUAUAUAUAUAUAUAUAUAUAUAUACACAUGCACACACUGUAUAUAUAUUGACAACUGUUUAUUUGAAGCUGCUACAUAUUGUGCCAAUACCUUUAGCCUUCUCAUGUACUGUCAGGCUGUACUGUAGGCAAACAAAUAUCUUUUGUGUCUAAUAACUCAUAACAGCAGAUUAUUUGAGCCCUCUUUUAUUAGAGAUACAGUAUUUUACAAUUUUGUAUGCUUAAACAUCCCAGAAUUGGUACAAUAAAUUAGAGUUCAGUAAAUGAACAUUUGUGUUUACUCUUGACUGAUGUGACCAGAUAAAGAGAGUUAAAAAAUUGGGGUUAUCCUUUACUCAUCCUCAUGUUGCUUCAAACCUAUAUGCCUUUCAUCCGUGAAACACAAAUGGAGAUGUUAGCCACAAUGACAGCCUCAGCACCAUUCACUUUCAUUGCAUUGGUUUUUCCAUAAAAUGAAAGUGAAUGGUAACUGAGGCUAACAUUCUAUCUAACAUCUCUUUUUGUGUUCCAAGGAAUAAAGUCAUAUGGGUUUGGAACAAUGUGAUUCUGAGUAAAUGAUAAUAGAAUUAAAAUUUUUGGGUGAACUAUUCCUUUAUCGUGAAUCACGUAGAAUAUAGUUUUCCUUUAAACACUUUAAAGCACUCUAGGAAAGCAGUUUUUACACUGUGUUAUACAGCAAAUGCAAAUGAGUUGGUUAAUUAUACGGACCCACCAGUCUAUACCACAAAUUAUGUUUCACCUGCAGAACUGGGAACUGCCAAAUUUAUACUUAACUAACAAAUUUUGAUUAUCUCUCCUGAUUGCUUAGAAGUAAACAUUUUGAUUAGAGGAUCUUUUAUAUAUCCAAAAAGAGCUUUAAAUGGAGCUCUGAUUCUAGAAUACUGAUUGAUGACUGUUGAAACUGUAAAAUCACUCUAGAUGUGUCCCAAAUGAUGCAUUAUACACGUUGCACUCAGCCAUGUAGUGUAUACAUUUUCAAAGUGUAGUAUCGUCCCAAAUGGAACACUUACAGUUUGUUACCUAGUCUACACAUUUUCAAAGUGUAGUAUCGUCACAAGUGGCAUUCACCAUUUAACAGCUGAUGGUUCAAACGCACCUGGUGUGUUCCCACUCAGUUCAACAAGUAUAUCUAAAAUAAUGAACAUUCACACAGUGUGGGGUGAUGGUAAAGCAUUCAACUCACAUUUGUAAGGUGCUGUCUUCACCUAAGUUUCACUAGUUGCUGCAUUCUCCAUUGUUUACAACUGUUUUGUCAGACCAGCAAUGCAGCCAGGUAACUUCGGACCCUUCCGCUAUGUACAGCAAGCCACGAGCGCUGAGUGUAUUAAGUGUCCAACAUUACAUACUCCGUUUUGACGUUUGAAGACGUGCAUCAUCCGGGUACUCGUAAUACACUUCUUUUUGUUGCAUUUUCAGUGUUAACAUUCUACUCGCACUACAAAAUUACAUAAAAUAGUGCAAAAGUCUGCUGUUUGGGACACACCUUCUAUUUUCUUAAUAUCAAUACAGAUGAAAUGUUGUAAGGUUAAAUCUGAUUAUCUACCGUAUCCAGGGGUUAAACCUGAGUAACUUCCAAAUUAUUUAAAAAUAUAUAUAUAAUGGAAAAAAUACAAUUGUGACGUACCCUCAGCAGUAAAAUUUGAAUGUAAUGUAAAGUCUGAGCCUUGACUGAUUGACUAGGUAUCAAUAUUGACAAGGGGAAAAAAUAAAGUUACUUGAUAAAUGUUUAGGAAAGAAUGAGAGUGAGAAAGAUGUUUACAAAUGGCUUUUCCAAAUUGGGAAGUUGAUGAUGACACUACUCUGUUAAAAAUGAUCAUCAAACAGUCUAAAAGUCAAAUUGAGCAAAAUAUCUACUGCAGCUUUACUGAAGUUUUUUUUUUUUUUUUUUUUUUGUGCAAAUGUUUCAUUUUGUACAGAUAAGGGUCUGCUUUUUUAAUUAAUAUGCAUUCAUUAACGGUGUAUUUUGAAUAAAAUUUUAAUGAAAUAAAAAGUAGUUUUAUGCACCAGUCACUGCACCAGAGUUUUGUGACUACUGUUAUGUCAAUUUUAAUAGUUCAACUUGAACAAAAGCACUGAAACAAUAAAACAGUAUGGGUACAAGUCAUACAAAUGAUGACAGUCUGUAACAUUUACAGAUAACAUGUUCACUUCAUUUAUUUCAGUCCAUAAAUGAUGCCAAUUUAAGCUCUUUAAAGGAGGAUAUAUGCUCAAUAUAUCUUCAAAUCAGUUAAAUUGCAAACACAGAUUAAUCACAUACAUUGAAAAAUAGUGAUCUUGAGUUGGCUUCUGACUCCAAAUCAACAAAUUGUGAAUAAAUAAAGGCAGGUUUAGAUUUACUGAGAAUAGAAGACAAAUUUAUAAGAGAUUUGCAAUUAUCAUUGUUUAUCUAGUGGGACCACUAAAAACUGCUGAUGCAAACAAAAUCAUGCUCAAAUAAAUAAGUAAAAAAUAACAGGACAACUUCAACCUUUCCUGUUGGUUAUAAAUACUGUCUUUGCUUUUGUGAAUGAGUGUAUCAGUGGACCUAGCUGAGGACUGUUGAAGCAGACACUAAUUAAACGGUUUAUUCAAUGCAGAACACAUAUUGAAAAUAAAGUUCCCUAAGUAACAACUAUUUAUAAAAUUUCAGGGUCAGUUAAGCAACAAAAUCCCAUUAUCCUCCAAAGUCCCAGAUCUUACUCUUGCUGCACAUUUUUCCAUUAUCACCAUUAGCCAGUUAAAAGGUCCUUUUUCUGAUAUCAUCCCUCUUCAUCUGUCCCUCUGAUAUCAUCUGUCUCUUACUGUCACUACCUACUGUAGAUCACUCCAACUCAUUGGUGUAACUGACAGUUUUUCCUUGGACAAAUACUUCAAUACUGAUCUUACAGCCAUAAUUCUAUGUACCAUCUCUUGGAGAAUUUAAUUGUAUUCUGAUUGGUGGUUUUCACAGAAGACUGAUAAAUAUUAAUGAACUAAGAAUUCCAUCUGCUGCCCAGAACUGAGACUAAUGUAUCACUAAAUUGAAAUAACUUAAAUCAUUAAUUCCUCUCAAAAUCCAAUCACAUCAUCUCUUGUGCUUUUGU